Messenger RNA from Dovyalis caffra, 273 nucleotides. Lineage: Eukaryota; Viridiplantae; Streptophyta; Magnoliopsida; Malpighiales; Salicaceae. The record is from the annotation of a GenBank genome assembly.
AUGGCUGGCUAUUCGUGGCCCAAGUAUCCUCCCUGUGCAAGAGCAUCAUGCACCGAGCCUGAAUGUUGUACUCAAGGGGGAAUGGCCGUCUGGGCUGAACUGCAAGGAAAGCAGGCAUCAGAAGCCAAAGCUGCAAUCGAAAAGCAAUAUCCAUGGGUGACUGUUGUGAUCCUACCUAAAGAUGAUCCUGGAAGUUUUGAUUUCUGUUGUAAUCGUGUAUUUCUUUUCAUUAAUAGCAAUGGCCAGGUCGUGAACGUGCCUCAAAUUGGUUGA